Clonostachys rhizophaga is the source of this 633-nucleotide messenger RNA. The record is from the annotation of a GenBank genome assembly. NCBI's taxonomy places the organism in Eukaryota, Fungi, Ascomycota, Sordariomycetes, Hypocreales, Bionectriaceae.
AUGGCUACCGACGGAGUUCAGUCCGUCGCCUUGCCUGGCCAAGUGCUUGGUCCCGUCACCAAGUUUGCGCCGGGCUCUGGAACACACAUAUUCCAAGGCAAUGUCGUUUCCUCAUUAAUGGGCCAGGUUUCCAUCGUAGCCCCGGCCAAAGCUCCCGGGCCGGCCAAGAGGCUCAACAAGAUCACCGGCGCAGCUCUGCCCAAGGACGAACUGGCUACCAUCUCAGUCGCGCGUCACAGUAGCCGCCGUGAGGUCCUGCCCGAUGUUGGCAACGUUGUUCUGGCACAGGUAUUACGUCUGAUGCCAAAGCAAGCUAUCGUUAUGAUCAAGCAAGUUGGAGAUACUGUUCUGCAGACGGAGUGGCAGGGGGUUAUCCGGGUUCAGGAUGUGAGGGCGACGGAGAAGGACAAGGUGAAGAUCUACGAGUCUUUCAAGCCGGGCGACAUCGUCCGCGCACAAGUUAUUUCGCUUGGUGACCAAGCAAACUAUUAUUUGUCCACAGCACAGAAUGAGCUUGGAGUAAUUAUGGCGACAAGUGAAGCUGGGAACGACAUGGUUCCAGUGAGCUGGAAGGAAUUCAAAGAUCCGGAAACUGGCGUCAGCGAAUUAAGAAAGGUCGCAAAACCGAGCUGA